AUAGCUCAAGAUGAAACCCUCAACGCAGAGUCAUGGCUGCGGAAGUACGGCUAUUUGUCCCAGGCCAGCCGUCAAAUGUCCACUAUGCAGUCUGCCCAGAUCCUGUCCAGUGCCAUCAGGGACAUGCAGCGGUUCUAUGGCCUGGAGGUGACAGGCGAGAUGGACCAGGCUACCCUAAAAGCCAUGAGAAGGCCACGCUGCGGAGUUCCAGAUCGGUCUGAAGAAGAAUCAACUGAAGGAAACAAACGAAGGAAACGAUAUGCACUCACGGGGCACAAAUGGGACCAGCUCAAGUUGACUUACAGCAUACAGAACCACACACCAAAGCUAGGUCAACAGCAGACAGAGGAAGCUAUACGAAAGGCCUUCCAGGUGUGGGAGAGAGUGGCACCUCUUCGUUUUGAAGAGACGCUGUAUCGCGAAAUAAAAAACGGCAGCGAGGGUCCGGAUAUACUGCUGUUAUUUGCUUCUGGUUUCCAUGGUGACAUGUCCCUCUUUGAUGGUGAAGGGGGCUCAUUGGCUCACGCUUUCUUCCCUGGUCCUGGGAUGGGUGGGGACACGCAUUUUGACAUGGACGAGCCUUGGACUCUUGGCCAACGGGAAGGAGAAGGUGUUGACUUGUUUUUGGUGGCGGUUCAUGAGCUUGGCCACGCCCUGGGUUUGGAACACUCCAACAACCCCUCUGCUAUAAUGGCUCCAUUCUACCAGUGGAUGGACACCAACAACUUUACCCUCCACAAGGACGACAUCGAUGGGAUCCAAGAAGUCUAUGGUCAACCCACUCAGCCCUGGGUACCGCCAGUCACCCCCUCCAGGAGGACAAAUCACCCACAGCCCACGGAGCGAUCAGACCAAGGUCCGCCUGACAUCUGUGAGGGGAACUUUGACACAGUUACUAUGCUCAGAGGGGAGAUGUUUGUCUUCAAGGGACGUUGGUUCUGGAGAGUCAGACGAAACAGAGUUCUGGAUAAUUAUCCUAUGCCCAUUUCCUUCUUCUGGACGGGUCUGCCUGAAAACAUAGAUGCUGCCUAUGAACGCCAUGAUGGAAAAUUUGUGUUUUUCAAAGGGAGUAAGUACUGGUUGUUUAGGGAGGCCGAUGUGGAGCCCGGUUACCCCCAGGAGUUGUCCCGGUACGGUCAGGGUAUGCCCAGCGACCGCAUUGACACCGCUGUGUGGUGGGAACCUUCUGGCUUCACCUACUUCUUCCGAGGAGACAGAUACUGGCGUUUUAGCGAGGAAUCACGUUCGGUGGAGAAAGACUACCCGAAGCCAAUCAGUGUGUGGAGCUCUAUACCGUCUUCUCCUAAAGGAGCAUUUCUAAGUGACGAUGGAGUGUACACAUACUUCUACAAAGGCACCAAAUACUGGAGGUUUAAUAACAGACGGAUGAAGGUUGAUCCGGGAUACCCAAGAUCCAUCCUGAACGAUUUCAUGGGCUGCAGAGUGGAUCCGAACCUGGAUACGGACUCCAAUACAGAACCAGGACAGAAGUGGCCCGAAGUCGACAAGCCUUCUGUGGAUUCUGAUCCAAACUGGGACAAGGACCUGGAUCAGGACUACAAAGAUGACGAAGAUGAUAAUGAUGAUGACAACGACAGUAAGAACGGAGGUGGUGGCGAUGAAGAUAAGGAGGAAGUGGACGUGGUACUCAGGGUUAAAGAGAGCAAUGAACACAUCAUGACCUUUGUCAUGGUUACCGUGCCUCUAGUGCUGGUGCUAUGCAUUCUGGGAGUGAUCUAUGUCAUAAUCACCACGCUGCAGAAGAAAGAGGCACCCAAAGUAUUGGUGCAUUGCAGAAGGUCUCUUCAGGAAUGGGUCUGACACUUCAUUUCACACAUGUUCACAUCAAAAUAUCCACACUCCAGUUCAUGCAUUAGUGUUUUUUCCCCUCAGAGACACACCUCUUAUACUCCAUUAUGGUGCUUGACCUAAUUCAAGACUGUUUCAUAACUGAACAUUUGCACUUUCGUGUCCUAACGGUUUUAGUCUUUUUGGUGGUUCUUUUGUCACACUGUGGUUCUUUUAUUUCUGUGUGGACAACAACUAUAUAUGUAUGCAUUUAAUAAUUCCUCUGUGUUUUCUCACUGAGCCCGAUCAUUUAGUCUGUACUGUGGGAACCUCGGCAGAAUUUUCUAGUCGCAGUUAGGAAAAGAAUACGAACCAAGACCUCUCCGCAAGACUUUGGGAGAAAUCACAGGGUUAAGAAUUUGGUCUUAAUAAAUUGUCUUGCACAUACUUAAGAAGGUUUACAGUCUCUGCCUGUGGAGUUUGGCCUGCCUUGCAUUACACAGAUGUUGCUGAUUUAGGACUUUGGAGAGAUGGGGGAGGGGGGGAAGAGACUCACAUCCCUGCCAGCAUUUCCUUUGCCUGAGUUCCAUUAAAGUUUGCCAAAGGAGAAGAGAAAGGGAGGGGUUGGGGGCGAACAAUGGGCGUGGCUCUCCUGGCA
Chanos chanos (milkfish) is the source of this 2446-nucleotide messenger RNA. RefSeq names its product matrix metallopeptidase 15a (gene mmp15a). The transcript has 10 exons. NCBI's taxonomy places the organism in Eukaryota, Metazoa, Chordata, Actinopteri, Gonorynchiformes, Chanidae. Gene Ontology annotation, cellular component: extracellular matrix. Gene Ontology annotation, biological process: collagen catabolic process; extracellular matrix organization; proteolysis. Bases 76 to 1821 code for a protein of 581 amino acids. Gene Ontology annotation, molecular function: zinc ion binding; metalloendopeptidase activity. The record is from RefSeq and is a predicted model, not a curated record.